AUGUGGCGGUCCACCCCGUUCGAUAAAAUUGGAUGGGAUAACGUUGAACAACAUUACAAGGAUGCCCUCAUGAACCACUUACGGGAAAAUUUCAAUUUUGAUGAAGUGGAACGUGAUAUAGAGGCCAAAAACUUGACGGGUGGCAUUAGGGCUGUGCUUAUGAAGCGGUACUCUGACCGCAAGCACGAUGCUAAAAAAUUAUUUAAGAGCAAGGGAGGUUACAAUGAUCUUGAGAGUGCAAGGGCAUUCCAUCCCCCGGAUAUGCCCUAUGAUAACUGGUUGAGAACCAUCGAAGGUUUCCGGGAAGAAAAAUAUAUUAAAAGAAGCAAGGCCAACACACUAGUACGCGAGAAACAACAAUUCCCAUACCGUGGGGGGGACAUCUUCGUACGGUAGCACCGCCUAUAAAAAUGUAAUGUUUUAUGUAUGUGUGCGUGUGUGUAAGCUUUUGUUUAUUUAAUGUCUAAUCUAAGUUUAAUGUUAAACAGGAUAUGGAUUGGGUACCUACGUAUGCUAAAA
Molecule: messenger RNA, 519 nt
Organism: Helianthus annuus (common sunflower)
Lineage: Eukaryota; Viridiplantae; Streptophyta; Magnoliopsida; Asterales; Asteraceae
Exons: 2
Coding region: 1-396 (131 amino acids)
Source: RefSeq, a predicted model, not a curated record